Molecule: messenger RNA, 7516 nt
Organism: Macrobrachium nipponense
Lineage: Eukaryota; Metazoa; Arthropoda; Malacostraca; Decapoda; Palaemonidae
Product: probable E3 ubiquitin-protein ligase HECTD2
Exons: 18
Coding region: 1148-3868 (906 amino acids)
Biological process (GO): ubiquitin-dependent protein catabolic process; protein polyubiquitination
Molecular function (GO): ubiquitin protein ligase activity
Source: RefSeq, a predicted model, not a curated record
UUGCCAAUUUUAUUUCUCCUUUAAUGAAGACAACAUUCAAUUGACACUCAGGAAAAAAUGGAACCACUAACACCCUAAAAUGACAAAUAAACCAACCGUUAGAAAAAGACUAUGGUGUCAAAUGACGAGUUUCAAAACAAGAACGUUUUAGAUGACACUAAAUAGAUAAGUCUUCUUUUUAGGGUGAAAAUAACCCGAAUUGGGAAAGAGUGGCUUUUCAAAGGUAUUAAAUGAGUUUUACUGUAAUUACGUCAAUCUGUAUAUGCAAACAAACAUGGGUCAAUAAGGGAUUUAUAGAUAAAUUAAAAGCUAGAUAGGCAAGUUAGUAGGUAGUUAGAGAUGGUGAGAUAUAUAGUAUAAAACGAAAUAUAUCGCAAAAAUAGAUAAAUGAGACAUGGUAAUGCUUAAUAUUAAAUGAGUAAAUAUAAUAAUGUUCUUUUUAGCUAGUAAGGAAACACAUGAAUAAACCAAUAUUACCAGUUUUUUCUUUACUUAGCCUAAAUUACAAUGCUGAUUUAGUGUCAAGUGAUUUUAUAAGUCUGGAGAAGUAAAAAAAUUCCUUUUAAUAAAGAAAGCAAAGAGCAAUCGAAACACAAAAAAGGCCGACCAACAAGGAAAAAUGGCAGUGAAACUAUAACACUAACUUUUCGGAAACCAGGUGCGGCAAAACUGACUGAAUAAUGUGAAAGGAAAUACGAGGAAAACCAAGUGGAAAAAUAAGCGGUCUGUAGCGGGGAACGAAGCACCACCCAGUUAGCGUGGAUUCCAACGGCAAACCGAAGAACCAUUACCCUCUUGAAGAAGGCCGAUCACCAAACAUGGGGAACAGCCUCAGACAAGCGGCCUUCCGCUCCUGAGACCAGCCACUCUUCAGUACUGGGCACAAGGCCUCAGGGGCGGGAGGGGACACUUCAGGUAAUAUCUCAGGGGGUCCCGGAAGAUCAGUCACAGGUGCUUGAAUAUGGCGUAGGCCUAACGGCAUUCCGAAGUAAGCUCUCAAGAUUACAUUACGUGGCUAACGGCAGGAGAGCCAACUGCCCUUAUAUUGGAGAACAACUAUUGCUGUCACUAAGGGCCAAGGGGAAUCGCUGAGCCUUCUUCGGAGGGCAACUGCUUCGUCAAAGCCAGACCGCCUUAACGUCAACCUAUGUCCUCGACAAGCCAAGAAAGCAACAGCAACGGUGAACCUCUAGGAUUCCGGCCGAGGCUCGCUUUCACUGAUCCUUUCCAGGACGAUGACGACGACGCCAACAUGACGACCGACUGGGCGCAGAUGAGAGAACAGCUCCUGACGCCGACAACCCUCAGACUCCAGCGGAUUGCUGGAAUGAUGGACUUGAUGGAGUCGCUCUCGGAGUCGCUUCUACAAAGUCAAAGUGGCAUCACCUGUCCCACCUGUAAAGUGACGGUGGAGGGAGCCAGCGGGAGGCUGCGGCAGAUCUGUCCCUACUGCGGGAGCUUUUACAACAUCGGAGCCAAUACAGACGUCAGGCUGAGGCGAGGAAGAGAUAUCAGGGUCGAACUGCCCCACAUCGAUGUCGAGCAUCAUCGAUCUCGACUGGGAGGCCUGGGCAGCUUCAUGAUCAGUCGCCUGACGGGGCUGGCCUUCAACGACCACCUCAACAACAACACCGGCAGGAACGGCAACAACAAUGACAGCGCCACUUCCGGUGACGUCACCGGCAACCACACGGUGAACAGCGGCCUCUUGGCUGCCAUCAAUGAUUCAACAGCCUUCCGCAUCGGAUCGGGCAGCUCUUUGCCGCCAAUAAGGAGACAGGAGGUUGACAGCCGCAGAGGGAGUGUGGCAUCCCGCCAAGGCUCAGGGAGUCUCAGAUCAGCCAGGAGUGAGGAAUCUUUACCCGGCAGCCGAAUCGAGAGCGCCCAGUCUAACCAGAGGCCGGUGUACCCAGCAAGGACCACGAGGAGGGAGGACUUUAUGCAAGAAGUUCGAAAAGCCAAGGAGUCCAAGAAUUUCGGCGACAUGAAGAAGUUUUACUUUGACACCUUUGAAUCCUACGCCAGCAUCUGCGCCACAUUCAAGAGAAAUCCGGACUUCGACGGAGCUCGUGCUGAUGACCCAGGACUAAAAACAGAACUUGUCUACACAGUUCACGAUUCUGUUAGAGAAAUGCCUUCGGUGGUGCACAAACAUUUCCUCAAGGCAGUGAUCAACGCACUGCUGCAAGAACGGCCACACCUCUUCAGCAAAGAUCGUGUCAGGGCUCUUUUCAUCAUUCUUCAGUCUCCAGUGUUCCUUACUCAGUCCUCUUACACCGUCCUAGCUCAUGUACUCAGGAACAUCACCUCGUUAUCCAACGGUGAUCACCAACUGCUUGUUAGUUGGUUUAAAACACUGGAGGUGUCUCGACUGAGAAUGAUGGUGGGCAUCAUCAUCCAGUUCAUCACAGUGAGGCAGUUCCCGCCGCCAGACAGGUCGCUGCCGCCCCUCAGCAAGAGCAAGUGGUGGAUCCCAACAGCCACGAAGGUCCUCGCCAUCAUGUAUGCAAGUAACUCGUCGGCCCAGCCAUCUCUGUUGCAUUACACGGAAUUCUACAACCACGCCUUAGACCACCUGGACCUGAUGUCUGAGUACCGCACCUGGCAGGUGCCUGAUAAGCCUGAUUCUUUCUCCUUCUGUCAGUACCCGUUCAUCUUGUCCAUCGUCGCCAAACGACACAUCCUUACUAAAGACGCCGAACAACAGAUGAUCCUGACUGCGCGGAGGUCUCUAGUAGCGAAAGUGGCCCGCCAUCAACCUCCCCAAAUUGAUAUCUUCUUCCUUAACAUCAACGUCAGGAGGAAUGUGCUCGUCGAAGACUCUCUCAAGGAGAUCGCGGCCAAGAAGCGCGACUUGAAGAAGAAGUUGAAAGUGACUUUCGAGGGGGAACCGGGUCUCGACAUGGGAGGACUCACCAAGGAGUGGUUUCUGCUCCUCAUCAAGCAGAUCUUCAAGCCCGAGAACAAGAUGUUCGUGUAUCACCCUUCGAAGCGCCUCUACUGGUUUUCGAUGGGGCAACAGGGAAGCCUUAGAGAGUACAACCUCAUAGGAGUGUUGAUGGGUCUGGCCGUCUACAAUUCCAUCAUCCUCGACGUCCGGUUCCCAUCCAUAUGUUUCAGGAAACUCUUGAGCCCUCCUGUAGUGCCUGCCUAUGAACACAUAGCAGUGGGAAUUGCGAAAUUGGUAACCUUGGAGGACCUCAGCGAAAUCAUGCCCGAAGUGGCCCACGGUCUCAUGGAACUGCUCAAAUAUGAAGGUGACGUGGAGCAAGACAUGUGCCUUAGUUUCCAGGUAUCCCUGGAAGAAUACGGUCAACCGAAAACGUUCAACUUGAAAGAAAACGGGGAAACGUUGCCGGUGACCAACGAAAACAGGGAGGAGUUCGUGCGCCUCUACUUGGACUGGAUCCUCAACACGGCGAUUUACGAGAAGUUCAGGGCUUUCUACUUGGGUUUCCACACCGUGUGCGCGUCAAAUGCCCUCAUUAUGCUGAGACCAGAAGAAGUAGAGAUGUUGGUAUGCGGAUCACCGACUCUAGACUUGACUGAACUCCGGAAGGUGGUUGAAUACGAUGGGUACACGCCUGAUCAUCCCACUAUCAGGUGGUUCUGGGAGGUGCUGCAGGAGAUGUCGUUGGGGCAGCAGAAGCAGUUCCUGCUCUUCACGACAGGAAGCGACCGCAUCCCCGUCGGGGGCAUGGCCGAGAUGGUCUUCAAGAUCUCUUGCUGGCACGGGCAGACCCACAUGCUGCCCCAGGCCCACACCUGCUUCAAUCAACUGGUGCUGCCUCCUUACGGCGACAAACAGACGCUCAAGAAUAAGCUUUUCAUAGCCAUAGCCAACGCCGAGGGAUUCGGGCUGGAAUAGGAAAAGACAUUCUGGAAUUGCCAAAGGGAAAUUCAGGACUUUAACUCAUGAUCAGCUUCCUACUGGAAUGUUGAAUGAUCAUCAACGGGCUCUCCUUUGCUCUUACGUUCCGGCUUCGGACUAAAGCAAAGUGAACUUUGGAAGUGAAACAUUACCAGACGCUUGCUGCAGGACGUGAGUAUAAGGAUAAGGAACAGACCAAGAUCCUUGAAACAAAAGUGGUUACAAACGUACAAGAAACAGAUACUGGUUUCUUAAUAGAAUAUACCUGAUACUAUGAAGGUUUCUCAAUAGAAUAAACCUGAAACAAUGAAAUACUACAUGAUACCCCUGUGAUUUGGAAAUGACGAUACUAUUGAUCCUUAAAGGGAUACAAUAAAUAAAUUAUGAAUAUGAAAAUCAUCGAGCAAAAAACUCCAAUUGGUAUCCGUCCUUAAUAGUUUUAUAACGUCUGUGAUGAUAAUGUUGAGAUAUUAGAAAUUCUACACACACACACACACACACACACACAAAAGCAGGCACAUCUGUAUUCCAAAAUGAAAGUUGUUCUAAUUAUCUUGAGGUGACAGGGAAUUCAUACCAGAAAAUUUCACUUCGAUUCUUGAAGGAAACAGCAUGGGGAAAGUGCUAUACUUUUCGGAAAAAAAGGGAAAUUCGUUGGGAUAGUAACGCAAUCAGUUCUUGAAGGAAACUACAUCGAUGGCGUAACGAAUUGUAAAGGAAAAUUAAUUAUUUUUUAAUAUUUCUAUUACUUUUGUCGAGCUUAUAUCCUUUAUCACUUGAUCAGUUGACAUGAGAAAUCAUGGGCACAUUGGCAUCUGCUCUAAACAGAAAAGUUAAAGCAGGUUUUCCUUUAACGAGGCUUUCCAGUUGUUUCAGAAGUAUGACUCGUAACAAAGGUGUUUACUUAAAAUUAUGUAGAUACAUUAAUUCAAUAAAAAGGCCUUAAAGAGCAGCUCCAUAUUGAAACCCAUUAGACAUACAAGCAUACACGUUCUUAGAAGGCUGACAGUUUCUUACAAAUUGAAAUGAAUACUUUGAAAUGGAAAUGGUAUAAUGACAACGUCAUUUUCAAAGAUGAUAAUCUAUACAUUCCACUGAAUCAUCAGUAGCUACCUUUAGUAAGCCGACCAGAUUUCACGAGUUUCAAAUGUAUCGAAAGUACAUUUAAAAGAUAGAAGCUCAUGAUUUCAUAUAGGUACUCAAUAUGAGGAUAAAGGUCGUCCAGUGCUUUUAAAGAUCUCUUGAAUUUUCCAGCAUAACUUCAUACAAUUUCCUCGUUAUGAUCAUCACUUCUGCUCAACUUCGUUGAAUAAUGUUUAGCCUCAUAAGUUUAAAUUUUUGUCAGUUCCAAGAAUAUAGUUUUAUUUGUUACGCCAUCGACCAAAAACUCUUGACACCCCUUCAAUAAGAAGAAAGUAAUCUCUCUUCAUCAACUGCUAUCUUUUUAUUUUCUCCAAUCAACUUAGUUACUCAUACCUCCACUGUAAACCAUUCUGAUGGUGGCCUUUUCUUGAGAGGAUAUGACCCAUUUAUAUUUGGGGUAUUCCCGGCUUUACUUUUUUUUUUUUUUUAAGGAUUUCCAUAACCUCUUUUCACUCUUGCCAAGUACCUGACAAAUGAUCAGAAUCAUCUAGCAACAUUUAAAUACAUAACUAUAUAUCAUUUACCAAGUUGCCAUGAGAGAGAAGAUUAUGGAAAGUGCCUAUCCUUCGUUGUUGAAGUUAUAAACUGAAGGUCCCUUCGUCAUAUUUUCAUACCUUCCAAGAUAUUUACUGAAGUCCACAUUUUCACUCCAAAUCAAAUGCAACUACAAACGGAACUUGAACAGUCCGACCAACUAUUUCAAAACUUCUUAUGUGCGGUAAAUUUUAACUUUUUUUAUAUAAAAUUACAGCCAAUGAGGUGUUCUAAACAUUUUUCCAGAUGCACGAAUUACUUUCAAAGUUGCCUACCAAGAAAUACGUUUAUUUUCUAUUGAAUUAACAUCGUCUAAUUGCGACGAGUACAUACACAGUAACAUCAUAAUAUCUUUCUCUGAAUAAAGCGUGAGCAGCGUCUUGAUGUAAAUAUUAGCUGAUAUUCCAUCUAUUUAUUGAUGGCUCAACUGCGAGUAAAGGACAAAGAGAAAAUAAUAAAAGGAGCUGAAAAGAGGGCAACAGAGCCCUUGCCCCUACACGGCCAAUUGCGAAGCUUUCUCCUGGCCUGUUUUUGUUUUGGGAUGAUUCGGUAUAAACUAGAAAAGCAACGUUUAAUAGUCCAGGAAAAAGCCUAUUCCAAUAAUCACUUUUUUAUGAAUUAACAUUAGAAUUUAUUAAACUAGGAUUUAUAAAAUUAGAAUGUACAAAAUCAGAAUUUAUAACAUUUCUAAAUUUUGAAACGUUCUAAAUUAGGGUUGGGCAAACCAAGGCGGUUCCUACUGAGGUUAUCAAAUUUGGUAUCAUGGAAACAUUGUCCCAAAAUAAAAAUUAGGCAGGAAAUGAAAUCGAUGGUGCUGAACACUUCAAAAGUCCAAGCGCCGCCUGUUGCGAGAUAUGUGAGCUUGUUGAUGGGGGCGAAAUCAAGAAUACUUUGCUGGCGGUGAUGCUUUGAACAAACGAUGAAUGAACUGCAUGAACCAUUUGAAUUUUCACACACUAUUCAUUUUUGGACAAUGAACGAGUCAUAUGUUUUCUUAAAUCUAAAGCCAAGGAAUAUUUUGCCUUAUUUGGCGAGUCAUGAGUGAAUUGCUUAAUACCAAAUCUACGAGUGAAAUUAUACACUGAGAUCAUUCGUCUCAUGAUUGACGAUACAUAUCUGGUUAUGAAUGCAGAAUUGAUGUCAGUGAAAUUUUGAAUGAAAGCAUUACAUAGUGAUUUGUGACUUAAUUAUUCAUGUGGUAUAUUCUGAAUUAGGAUUCCACCCGCAAUCCGCUAUCAUUAAUUAAAUUUGAAGCCUACGACAUGAAUGAUUCAUUUUGAAAAAUGCAUGACAAUCACUCACUUGGAGUUUUGCAAAAAUUAUUCUUCCCCGAGAGAUUUGUUCGGAAAAUGUAUGAACAUAAUUUGCUUGGUGUUUUACUGAUUUAUGAUUUAUUCAAGUAUUUCAUUUUAGCAGAUGUAUGAUUAUAUUAUUAGUCAUCUAAACAUUUUAUCACUGAAUAGUUAAGUCACUCAUGAAUAAGUGAGAUGAAUACCACACAACUGUGAGUGGGAAUGAGCAUGGCAAUAAAAUGCUACUCUCAGCCACAAGGGAAACACAAUUUAACUGUGAUAUAUAAAUUCAAAGUGUCCUCGUAUUUUAUUAUACACUUUUCAUCGAUGUUUUCAAGCCACAAAAUGUGUGUUGCAGCAAAUUUCCAGGAAGUAGCGUGUGUACAUUAUGUAAAUAAAACGUGUACAAUAUGACAAUGAUAAUUUUACAUGAUUCGAAUUGAUCAGUGAGGAAAAGGUGUUGCGUUUAUAUAAAGCAACAUGGGUGUUCUGUUCGAUCACUGUGCACCUGUCGUGUACAUAAAGGUUUGUAACGUACACCUCAUCCCAAGCAUGUUUUGUACAGAUCAUUUCAAAGGUGUACCUGGGAGGAGCAGCACCACUGUCAAGAUUUGUUGUGCAACUGUUUGUUAUGACUCAAAAUGUUUAUCAAUAAAUUCUUUCAAGAAAAAAUAAA